AUGGAACAACAUAUGGAUAAAACAUGGAUCGGAAAAGACAGGGACACAUUAGACUAUGAAAUCGGGGUUGAAAAUUUUUUGAUUUAUGCCGAAGAUAAUAGUGAAGAUCCUAAGAGCAUACCUUGUCCAUGUUCACGCUGCGGUAAUUUCAAGAAGUUAUCGGUAAAAGUUAUUAGGGGUCAUCUGUAUGAGAAUGGGUUUAGCUUGGGUUACAUUAAAUGGAUUUGGCAUGGGGAAUCUAAGACUACUUCUAGAUCAACUGAUGCUUCUCACACCAAACAGGCUCCUGAUCCUAAUCCUGAUCUGACAGAAGCCUUUGGUGUUUGCAAAGCAGCAUAUAAUAAUUCGGGGGCUGAUAAUUACGAUAAAAAUUCGUAUGAAUUCAAGCGGUUUGUAGCUGAUGCUCAACAACCUUUAUAUGAGGGUAGUGAAUGCAGUAAACUAGAUUCAAUGUUAAAAUUGCACAACUGGAGGGCGCGAUUUGGUAUUAGCGAUAAUGCAUUUACUGACCUAUUAUCUUCUGUGGGUUCCUUACUUCCUGAGGAUCAUGUCUUGCCUGUUAAUGCGUACGAAGCAAAGAAAACCUUAUCUAAUUUAGGCCUUGAAUAUAUCAAAUUCCACGCAUGUCCGAAUGAGUGUGUUCUGUACAGGGGUGUAAACGAGAGUGCUUCUGAGUGUCCCAAGUGUAGUUUAUCUCGAUGGAAGCUGGGGAAGGAUGGGAAAGCUAGGGUUAAUAUUCCAGCGAAAGUAAUGUGGUACUUUCCAGUUAUUCCCAGAUUUAAACAGAUGUUUAAAUCUGCUUCAACCGCUAAACUUUUAACUUGGCAUUCCGACAAAAGAAUUCAGGAUGGCCAAAUGCGUCAUCCAGCAGAUUCACCUUCUUGGCGGAAUGUUGAUUAUAGGUGGCCAACCUUCGGUAAUGAGCCAAGGAACCUCCGCUUAGCUUUAGCAGCAGAUGGUAUCAACCCACAUAAUAACGGUCUAACUAAUAGAUAUAGUUGUUGGCCAGUAGUUUUGAUAACUUAUAAUCUUCCUCCAUGGUUAUGCAUGAAGAGGAAGUUUAUGAUGUUAACCGUACUAGUCUCUGGUCCACAUGAGCCUGGUAAUAACAUUGAUGUCUUUCUACAACCACUGAUUGAUGAUUUGCUGAAGCUAUGGGAAGAAGGCGAGCCAAAUGUAUACGAUGCUAGUACCAAUUCUUUUUUCACUUUAAGAGCAAUGUUGUUAUGGACGAUAAGUGACUUCCCGGCAUACGGAAAUUUAUCAGGUUGCGUGAAUCAGGGGUAUAUGUCAUGUCCUGUAUGUGGUGACGACACUGUUGCGAAAUAUUUAUCCCAUAGCAGGAAGAUGUGUUAUCAAGGUCACCGUCGCUAUUUGCCUAGGCAUCAUCCUUAUAGAAGGAAGAAAGCAGCUUUUAAUGGCGAACAAGAAUUUGGACAACCACGUCAACCCCUUUCUGGAGAACAGGUUCUAGAGCAACAAGAGCAAAUUAAAUUUACUUUUGGAAAAGAAGUAAAGAAGGCAAAGAAGGUAGACUGUCCAUGGAAGAAAAAGUCAAUUUUUUUUGACUUAGAAUACUGGAGAUUUCAUCAUGUACGUCACUGUCUCGAUGUUAUGCACAUUGAGAAAAAUGUGUGCGACAAUUUGAUUGGGACACUACUUAAUAUAAAGCACAAGUCUAAAGACAGUGAAGCAUCUCGUAAUGACAUGAUGGAAAUGGGGAUUAGACUUGAUUUAGCUCCGCAAGUAGGUGUAAAGAGAACUUACCUACCUCCUUCUGUUUUUACUCUUACAAAGGCCGAAAAACGAAAAGUGUUGGGAUCACUAUUAUCAAUGAAACUGCCAUAUGGACACGUAUCGAAUAUUAAAAACUGUGUAUCAAUGGCUGAUGCGAAGUUGUUUGGACUCAAGUCCCAUGACUGCCACAUACUACUUCAGCAGCUGCUUCCGGUCGCAAUCCGGUCUGUACUCCCCAAAAAUGUAAGGGUUAGCAUUAUCAGGCUGUGUUUCUUUUUUAACUCUUUGUGUAACAAGGUUGUAGAUGUAUCAAAACUAGAAAAAUUGCAAGCUGAUGUGGUACUGACAUUGUGCGAGCUAGAAAAGAUUUUUCCUCCGUCAUUUUUUGAUGUAAUGAUACAUCUCACCGUUCAUUUGGUCCGAGAAUUGCGACUCUGUGGACCUGUUUUCUAUCGAUGGAUGUUUCCUUUCGAACGGUUUAAUAAAGUGCUCAAAAGCUACGUGAAAACCGUUUUUAUCCGGAAGCUUGUGCUUUUUGCAAGGAUGCACAAGGAAUAUAUUGAACAUAUUUAUGGAGGGAGAAACAAAAGCAUUCAGUGGCUGAUUGGCUAUCUGGUAGAUGGGGUGCGCUACUUCACAAAAGACAGAGAUAAUGCGAGGGUUGUACAAAAUAGUGGUGUCUCCUUAGUAGCUAAGACGGUCCAGGUUUCCAGUGCUAAAGAUUUAAAUCUCGUGGAGAGCGACAUGACCUUUUAUGGAAGGAUUGAAGAAAUAUGGGAGUUAGAUUAUCAUGCAUUUAAAGCCCCAUUAUUUCUGUGUAGAUGGGCAGACAGCGACAAGGGAGUGAAGAUAGAUGAUCUUGGCUUCACACUCGUGGACCUUAGUCGACAAGGACACAAAAAUGAUAAAUAUGUGUCCGUUGACCAAGUGAAGCAAAUUUUCUACGUUGAAGAUCCAGUUGAUUCUACAUGGUCAGUUGUAUUAACCUCAACGAGUCGCGACUAUCAUGAAGUGUAUGAUGAUGAUGAAUUAGGAGACACGAUACUGGAAAAUCCACCUUUUUGCUCUAAAAUCCCUGCAAUUGAUCCAGAGGCUGAUUCUGGAAAUCUAAGAGAGAAUGGAGAGGGAAUUUGGAUCAAGAAGUGA
This is a messenger RNA of Daucus carota subsp. sativus, 2883 nucleotides long. RefSeq lists its product as uncharacterized. The record is from RefSeq and is a predicted model, not a curated record. Lineage: Eukaryota; Viridiplantae; Streptophyta; Magnoliopsida; Apiales; Apiaceae. The transcript is spliced from 3 exons. Bases 1 to 2883 code for a protein of 960 amino acids.